Molecule: messenger RNA, 3103 nt
Organism: Pecten maximus
Lineage: Eukaryota; Metazoa; Mollusca; Bivalvia; Pectinida; Pectinidae
Product: laccase-1-like
Exons: 15
Coding region: 34-2370 (778 amino acids)
Biological process (GO): iron ion transport
Cellular component (GO): plasma membrane
Molecular function (GO): oxidoreductase activity; copper ion binding
Source: RefSeq, a predicted model, not a curated record
GAACAUAACUGACAGGACACUGUUACCAUUAACAUGAUGACCAGUCUCUAUUGGUUUUGCCUUCUGGCUGGUCAGGUCAUCAAUGGAUUUCAAAAUAUUGUAACACCAAGCUGUCGGCCGGAAAUGACCGUUUGUCGUUUUGAAUGGACAUUGGACAGCAAACAAACCAUGGUUCAUUAUGAACCAGAUGGGACUGGGUAUCCUGUUAUAAUCGAUAAUGGAACUUUGUACAUCCGGGAAACUUGUCGGACGUCGAAACCAAUAACGCUACAAGAUUUGGAAGAUGUGUCAUUAACCGAUGGUCAGGAUAAACUAAUCUACACGAUCAAUGGCCAGUACCCUGGACCAUCCAUCGUGGUAUAUCAAGGUCAACAGGUAGAGGUGGUGGUGAAGAACAAGCUGUUGUCGGAGGGCGUCACUAUACAUUGGCAUGGCCUCACCCAGAAGGGUACGCCCUGGAUGGACGGGGUUGGAUCUCUCUCCCAUUGUCCUAUAAACCCAGAGGAAACGUUCGUAUAUAGCUUCGUGGCUGAUCCAGUCGGUACUCAUUGGUAUCAUUCCCAUCACGGAGCUCAGAGAUCGGAGGGACUUGCGGGCGCACUGAUUGUCCUUGACAGGAAGGAGUAUGGUGAGGAGGAAGCAGAUCAGAGUCAACAGACGGAGUAUAUCAUGUUCUUACAAGACUGGUUUCAUAGAUCGUCAACCGAAUUAAACAAAUUCCUCGCCUGGGGAAUGCUACAAUUUCUACGGGGAUUCGAUCAGGAUCAAUGCUUUGCACCAUAUUUUGGAGCUGACCAGGAAAACGUUGGUUUUAUUCCCUUUGAAUCUGUGCUGAUCAAUGGGAAAGGAAACCGGUUUCUUACCAGUAUGAUGAAGGAAAGUUUACCGUGGACAGUGGAGACAUUCAGUGUAAUAGUUAAUGGAACUUACAGGUUCCGCGUGAUCAACGCCGCCAUGACGUAUUCAUUACAAGUUUCAGUAGAUCAGCAUGAAAUAGAGGUUGUUUCCGUGGAUGGGAACGGAGUCGUUGGUGUAAGAGGAGAUGCUGUAAUCAUCAAUGGCGGGGAGCGAUUUGAUAUGUUGGUACGGACCGACAAGCAAGUUUCCAGUUACUGGAUACGGGUAACCACUCUGGCGGACGGCGGACAGAAUAAGACGAUGGCUAUACUACGGUAUGAGGGAUCAGAUUCCAUCCUCCCUGUAACGGAAGGGAUGGCAUGUGAUGCUAGUAGACGCUGCUUGGUAGUGAACUGCAUGUUUGGCCAGUAUCCUGACGAUCAUUUUACUGACUGUGUAUCACUUGGUGAUAUGAAAUCAACACCAGAGGAGAUUAAACAACAUCCAGUUUCCAUUGAGCAAUCUGCAGACGCAUUUCAGGAAAUAUUUCUCAACUUUCAUUACACUCGUGGUUCUCCGAACCCUUUUCCCACCUCAGUCAAUGGGAAAAGGUUUGUCCGGCCUUCUGUACCACUACAAUUACUACCUCAGGGUAAUGGUACGCACAUAGCAUGUGAUGCGGUAGAAUGUCGCGAUCUGUGUGACUGUACCAAUAUCGUCAAAUUAGGCAUCAACAACACAAUUCAGUUGGUUCUCCUUAAUAUGGAUACCAGUAGAGCUGGUCUCAGCCAUGGGAUUCACAUACAUGGCCAUCAAGUUCACGUCCUUAAGGUCGGCUACCCGAAAUACGACAAUUCUACUGGGAGAAUCACUGAGCAGAAUGCUGACAUCCUCUGCGACACUCCAGUCUGUAACAACGCUAGUUGGCAAAAUUCGUCCUGGGCUGGUGGAAAUCUGCCAGAAGCCAAUCUUGUGAAUCCAGCAUUGAAGGACACAGUUUUACUCCCCCGUCAAGGCUACGUGGUAGUAAGGUUCAAAGCCGAAAACCCAGGAUUUUGGUUCGUACACUGUCACAUGGAGCCUCACCAGAUAUCGGGCAUGUCACUCAUUCUACAAGAGGGAGAUGGUGAACAGAUGCCGACGCCUCCUUCAACACUUCCUGGAUGUAAUAACUUCUUCUCAACAGAUGAUUCGACAGAUCUUCCAAAGGCGACCAGCCUAUUGGGUAAUGUCAUGUCACCAGACCUAGGACAAGUGACUGAUUCCAAGUCGUGUGCAACUCGGAGCCGAGCGUAUUGGCAGUACUUUAAAACUACUAAAGCAGGAUACAUUGCGGGGAUAUGUGUCCUGUGUGUACUUAACACUGUUACUAUCGGGGUACUUUACAUAGCAGUCAAAUACACCACAGUUAAAGUGGGUAACAACGACACUACCAAACGUCACCGGAGGAUAGAGAUCAAUGAAAGGACCGAACCAGAGGCAUUCGUGUCUCCUAGGAACAGGAGAGAGAAGAACCUAUAUACACCUCUAUAAUAUCUAAAGCUCUAUAAAUAACUACACCUAUGGGAUAGGAUAUUCAUUAUUGUUCGAUAGACACUGGGUCACCUCAAUAAUCAUAUGACGUAUACCCCGUAGAAUGUAGAACGUUUUUUUUUUAUAAUGGAUGUAUGCAUACGCAAGUCAUUCAUGUGAACGAGCAUUGUUUUGGUUUGGUUACCACUAGUACUGUACAAAAGUAAAUCCUGUCAAUAUUUAUUCGCAAUUAUAGAGACAAUAUUCGUUCUAGUUAUAUGUACAACGGGAACUAUAUGUCGGAACUCCUUUUCACUAAGUUAUCAGAGUUCGGGAUGACGAAAUUUGACUGAAUCAGUUUCAGUGACGUAACCGUACAGAUUUAAAGAAAUCUCGAUCAGCAAGAAAGCAGUAUACUUGCACGACAAAAGAAAAUGAUAAUGACUAGAAAAACUAAUCAUAAAGAAAUACUAUUAUUAUAGCAACAUUGAAAGUUUUAAAUUGUCUGAUGUCUAUAUGCCCUUGUUUCCUUUAAAACUAUGUCCUGGUAUGGCCAUGAUGUCAAAACUGUUUUGUUUAAUGAUGUAUGAGAAAACUCAGUCUGUUAAAUAUAUUCUAGAUACUGCUGAAAUGAGAUUUUGUGCUUUUAUUAUAGGCUGUCAACAUUUUAAGACUUGCAUUAUAACAUUAUUUUAUAAAUAGAUAAUAUAUCAUUAUUGUAACGACUAUCAAGAUUAAAUACAUAUCGGCUACA